Molecule: messenger RNA, 1308 nt
Organism: Prunus dulcis (almond)
Lineage: Eukaryota; Viridiplantae; Streptophyta; Magnoliopsida; Rosales; Rosaceae
Product: B3 domain-containing protein REM5-like
Exons: 4
Coding region: 370-1155 (261 amino acids)
Molecular function (GO): DNA binding
Source: RefSeq, a predicted model, not a curated record
AUAAUGGCAAAAAACUGAUGAAUUUUCUGUCUUGUUCUAUCGGUCAGAUCAAUUGUAAUGUCGUAUCAACUCAAUUGUCAUGUCUUGACAUCGAACACGCUGGUCAAGAGGCUAUGGUUUCUUUAAAUUCCAGAAAGCGAAAGCGGAAGGAGAAGAAACCUCAGCCUCUCAACCACAGAGAACGAGCCGCCGAUCAAUGCCAUCAGGAAGUGAGACCUUUUUUAGCUUUUAGAGGUUGUGAGCCAUUUGAAGGGGAAUUUGGGUCCUUCAACAUCGUCUCCUGGAGCUGAACAGUCACUUGUUGAACUCGGGCGGGUCUGGCGGGCACCGAUCUAUGAGAGAUUACUCAUAAUACAUUUCAGAUUUCAAAUGGAUAAGAAGCUAAAGUGUCCACUAGAAAGGCCAUCUUUUAGAGUGUUCCUUAUUGGUGAUGACUUCUCUCAGCAUCUGCGUAUACCACCUGCAUUUAUCAAGAACUUCAAUGGACGAAGACUUGGAAAAUGUACUAUGAGAGGCCCUACUGGAAAAUGUUGGGCCGUGGAACUGGAACAGAGACGGGAUGGCUUGUUCUUCCAUAAGGGUUGGCCUGGUUUUGUGAAGGAUCAUUUUAUAGAAUCUGAGGACUUCCUGAUCUUCGAUUAUGAUGGUGGCUCAGAGUUUGAUGUCACCAUCUAUGACAAAACUUGUUGCGAGAAGGAUGUAAAAGCAGCAGCCAAGAGGCAUGCAAGUGAUCAUUUGGCAGAAACAUCAACUGGGGGGCCCAUCUUGUUCAGAUCGGAGAAUGCGUGUUUUACAAAAACUUUUAAGCCCCAUAAUCUAUAUAGUUUAUUGAUUCCAAAGUCUAUAGCCGUAACUGAAGGACUUAUGAGCUCUGAAGGCAUUUUGAUCAAAGACACUAUAAUGCUUCAAGAUCGAACCGGGAGAUCGUGGCUUGUUCAACUUGAUGUCACCAGUGAUGGUCGUUUGAUGAUGAAAAGAGGAUGGACGACAUGUCGAGAGACAAACCAGAUUUCACAUGGGGACACCAUCAUUUUUGAGUUUGUGAAGCAAGGUGUGACACUACUUCAUAUUUUCAGAGGCAGAGGCGAAGGCAGUAGCUCUUCUGUGGUGGUUCUUUCAGGCGUUCUGCCCCGGAAGUCCAGUCAAAACCCAUAGCCAGUUAGUUAACUGCAAGUUUUCACCUAUGGCCAGUUAUUUUGAGUUUUAAGUGUUGCAGUCGGAAUUGUUCUUCUCUUUCCGAAGAGAAGCGUUUUGCAGAGAAAUCUCACUGUGAUGAGAGUACCAGAUAAAACGAAUAUGCUUGCUGAA